This is a messenger RNA of Argiope bruennichi, 6997 nucleotides long. RefSeq names its product chromodomain-helicase-DNA-binding protein 1-like (gene Chd1). The transcript is spliced from 38 exons. Gene Ontology annotation, biological process: nucleosome organization; regulation of transcription by RNA polymerase II. NCBI's taxonomy places the organism in Eukaryota, Metazoa, Arthropoda, Arachnida, Araneae, Araneidae. Bases 582 to 6194 code for a protein of 1870 amino acids. The record is from RefSeq and is a predicted model, not a curated record. Gene Ontology annotation, cellular component: chromatin; nucleus. Gene Ontology annotation, molecular function: ATP-dependent chromatin remodeler activity; ATP hydrolysis activity; chromatin binding.
AUUUUAAUUGUUUUGAAGGAACUAAUUUCAGUUUUUCUUUAGAAUAUAUAAUAAUUUUAUGUGUGCAUUAUUUUUUCGCUAUAAAUUUAUUAAUUAUUUUGGCGGCGAAGAAAAAGAAUUUCUGCAGUGUCACGUGACUUUGCUAGUGCGCUACGUCACUCGCUCCGAGAGGAAGGAUUCUUGUGUUAAAAAUGGUGGUUGCGACUUCUUGUAACGUGGCUUCAUCACGUACUAAGAACUAAAAUUGUUUUUAAAACCUUGUAGAAGAACGAUUAAUUUUAAAAAGCCUUGUUAUGAGUGUUAUGGCGAUAGUUUAUAUCUAAUUAUUAAUUGUUGCCAGCUAGUUGGUCAUUUUGGACUUGUAUUAUUUCGAACGAUCAUGCAGAAUGGUUGCUCAGCAUUGAUGUCUGCCAUUUUGAAAUGACCAACGUUUUACCGAUGAAAUCGAAGUCUCGUUUGUUUUUAAAAGUUUCAAAUUACUAAAGAAGGUGUCAUUUUUUCUUUGCUUGUGCAAUAAAUUUGAACUGCUUAACUUUUUUGGAAAUUAAGACAAUUUCGUAUUCUUAUUUCAUUUUUCCAUAAUGGAUAAGGAAGAAUCAAUAAAUUCAGGUGAUUUGUCUUCAAGCCUAAACAACGACAAAGAUUCAUCAGAAAGAAAUGAAACACAUUCUGCAAAUGAAAAUUCAGAUAGUGAUUCUGAUUCAGAUUCUAGCUCAGGUUCUGGUUCUCAGUCUGCAAAAUCUGGUUCAGAUUCAGGUUCCGGCUCAGAUAAUGAAAAAUCUGACUCUGGGAGAUCUAAGAAAAGCUCUAACUCAGAGUCAAAUAGUGCAAAAUCAGAUUCAGGAUCUGAUUCAGAAUCGGGCGGGGAAAGUAAAGCUUCCGUUAAAGAAAAUGCUUCUAAUUCUGAGCAAGAUUCUGAAAGUGAUGGAGAUAACGAAAUCAAAAGUUCUCCAGAAAGUGAGACUUCAAAGGCAAACAAACAAAGAGAAAUCAAACGUUCUCCUAAGAUAAAAAAAGAAUUAGAUGAUUUAAAGCAAUUGUGGGAAGAAAAUCCUGAAGAGUUUGGAAUCAGAAGGUCGGGUAGAUCUCGCAAGGAGCCUGAACGAUAUAAUAUUGGUGAGGAUUCUGAAGAAAGUGAUAGUGGUAGGAGAGGAAGCGAUUCCAAACCAGCAAAGCGUAAUAGAAGAAAACAGUCUCAAGAUUGGGAUAAUUCUGAUGAUAGUGAGAGUGACAGUGCUGAUGAAUCAUACAGAAGCAAGAAGAGUACUCCACGAAGUAAAGCUAAUCAGUCAGAUAGAAGGAAGCCUUCCAAAUCAAGUAGCAAUAAAAAGAAAGUAAAGGCUAAGAAAAGAACUUCAUCUUCAGAUGAAUAUGAUUCUGAUUGUAGUGAUGAGAAACAAGUGCCUUUGCGGCAGACAAGAAAAGAAGUCAGUUAUAAAGAACAAAGUGCAGAUGAAACUGAUUCUGAAGAUCUGAUAGAAAUUGAGUAUAAUGAUACUAUGAUGGAAGAAGAAAUAGCUGAAACAAUUGAGAAAGUUCUUGAUCACAGAAUAGGAAAAAAAGGAGCCACUGGUGCAUCUACUACAGUUUAUGCUGUGGAUGAUUUUGGCAAUCCAAAUGAUGAAAAAGCUACAGAAACUGAAGAGCAGUAUUUAAUUAAAUGGAAAGGUUGGUCUUAUCUGCACAAUACUUGGGAGUCUGAAGCCACACUGAAGGAACAAAAAGUUCAAGGGAUCAAAAAGCUGGAAAAUUAUAAAAAGAGAUUAGAAGAAAUAGCAGAUUGGAAAAGUCAUGCUUCACCAGAAGAUUUAGAAUACUAUGAAUGUCAGCAAGAGCUUUCUCAGGAUGUUCAUUUUCAGCAUCUUCAGAUGGAAAGGAUUAUUGCUCAUGGUCCUUCAAAAAGUGGGGACGGUAGUGAAACCGAGUAUUUUUGCAAGUGGUCUGGAUUGCCUUAUAUUGAAUGUACAUGGGAAGAAGGUAGUUUGAUAGAAAAGAAAUUUCAGAAUAAAAUUGAUGAGUACUUUGCCCGUCAAAAAAAUCAGAAAAUUCCAAGCAAAGUUUGUAAAGCUCUGAAAGUUCGCCCAAAGUUUAUACCUCUUAAAGCUCAACCAAAAUAUGUUGGUGGAGUCAAUAACUUAGAAUUGAGAGAUUAUCAAUUAGAAGGGUUGAAUUGGUUGGCCAACUCUUGGUGCAAAGAAAAUAGUGUUAUUUUGGCUGAUGAGAUGGGUUUAGGCAAAACUAUACAAACGAUCAGCUUUCUCAAUUAUCUUUUUAAUCAACAUUCUGUGUAUGGUCCAUUCUUAUUAGUUGUACCACUUUCAACAAUGACAUCCUGGCAGAGAGAAUUUGAAAUGUGGGCACCAGAAAUGAAUGUUAUAGUUUACCUUGGUGAUGUUAAUAGCAGGAAUGUUAUUAGACAAUAUGAAUGGUGUCAUCCUGGUAACAAAAGACUGAAAUUUAAUGUUCUUAUUACAACAUAUGAAUUGUUGCUAAAAGACAAAACUUUUUUAUCAAGUAUUAGCUGGGCUGUAUUAGGAGUUGAUGAGGCGCAUCGCUUGAAAAAUGAAGAUUCAUUAUUAUAUAAGUCUUUAUUUGAAUUUGAUACAAAUCAUCGUUUACUGAUUACUGGAACACCCCUUCAAAAUUCAUUAAGAGAAUUGUAUGCUCUUCUUCACUUCAUUAUGCCUCAAAAAUUUUCUUCAUGGGCUGAAUUUGAAGAUGAACACAAAGAGACUGCUGACAAAGGAUAUCCUAAAUUGCAUAAGCAAUUGGUGCCAUUCCUGCUGCGAAGAGUUAAAAAAGACGUGGAAAAAUCUUUACCUGCUAAAGUUGAACGCAUAUUAAGAGUUGAAAUGACAGCCGUACAGAAGCAGUUUUACAAAUGGAUUCUGACCAAAAAUUACAAAGCUUUAAGUAAAGGUCUAAAAGGAAACAUAGGCAGUUUUUGUAAUAUCAUCAUGGAAUUAAAAAAAUGCUGCAAUCAUGCAAUGCUGGUUCGAAGUGUUGACAAUCCAAACAAUUUGGAUCAUUUGCAGCUUUUGAUUCGUAGUAGUGGUAAAAUAGUUCUCUUGGAUAAAUUGUUAUGUCGUCUGAAAGAAACUGGGCAUCGAGUAUUGAUUUUCUCUCAGAUGGUUAGAAUGCUUGAUAUAUUGAGUGAAUAUAUGCAGCUUCGUCAUUUUUCAUAUCAGCGCUUGGAUGGAUCUAUUAAAGGUGAACUACGAAAACAAGCUUUGGAUCAUUUCAAUGCAGAAGGUUCUCAGGACUUUUGUUUCCUAUUAUCAACCAGAGCUGGAGGUUUAGGUAUUAACCUUGCCACUGCAGAUACUGUGAUCAUAUUUGAUUCUGAUUGGAAUCCUCAAAAUGAUCUUCAAGCUCAGGCUAGAGCUCACAGAAUAGGACAAAAAAAUCAGGUUAACAUUUACCGCCUGGUUACCAAAAAUAGUGUGGAGGAAGAUAUUAUUGAAAGAGCAAAAAGGAAAAUGGUAUUAGAUCAUUUGGUCAUUCAAAGAAUGGAUACUACUGGACGAACAAUUAUGCAGUCCAAUAAAGCUCCUAACACAAGCAGUACUACACCUUUUAAUAAAGAGGAAUUAGCUGCUAUUCUAAAAUUUGGUGCAGAAGAAUUGUUUAAAGAAACAGAAGAUGGUGAUGAAGAACCACAGGUUGAUAUAGAUGAGAUUCUUAGUCGAGCUGAAUAUAGGGAGGAUCAGCCUAUGUCUGUCGGAGAAGAACUGCUGUCUGCUUUUAAAGUUGCAAGUUUUAAUUUUAAUGAAGAAGAUGUCAGCAUGCAAAGCACUGGUGAUACUAAAGAUACUGAAAAGGAUUGGGAUGAUAUUAUUCCUGAAGAUGAUCGGAUGAAGAUGGAGGCAGAAGAAAGAGAAAAGGAGGAAAUGGAAAUGUUUUUGCCUCCAAGAAGUCGAAAACCAGUUAAAAGGAUGUCUAAGCAUUCAGACAGUGAUGCCAGUAAAGGAGAUUCUGGAAGUGGAUCUGAUAAGGAUGAUUCUGAUGAAGACAGGCCCAAAAAGAGAGGUCGACCUCGCAUUGUCAAAAAUGAAGCCAUUAAGGAUUUUACUGAUGCUGAAAUUAGAAGGUUUCUUAAAAGCUAUAAGAAAUUUCCAUCUCCAUUAAAAAGGUUAGAUGCUAUUGCCAUGGAUGCAGAAUUACAAGAAAAAACUUUUAGUGACUUAAAAAAAUUAGGCGAGUUAAUAAAAAAUAGUUGUGAUAAAGCCAUGAAGGAACACCAAGAAAAAGCAGAGAAUGAGGAAGAAGCUGCUCCAAAGAAGAGAGGCAGAGAGAGAGGGCCUACCUUCAAAGUUGGAGGCGUUUCUGUUAACGCCAAAACUUUAUAUGCCAAUGAAAGUGAGCUUCAGCCUCUUGAUAUUAUCAUUCCAGCAGAUAAAGAGGAAAGGAAGAAGUGGAUUUUAAAAGAGCAUGUGAAAGAUGCACAUUUUGAUAUGCCAUGGACACCUGAAGAUGAUUCAAAUCUACUGAAAGGUGUAUAUGAACAUGGUAUGGGAAAUUGGGAAUCAAUUAAAAUGGAUCCUACAUUGGGACUGGGUGAUAAGAUAUUACCAGAUGGGGAACAAAAACCACAAGCUAAAAAUUUGCAAGCACGCUGUGAUUAUUUACUGAAAGUACUGAAAAGAGUGACUGAUUCUAAGCCUGGACUGGAUGUUCCAAAAGCUAAACGAGGUCGCAAACCCAGAGCUGAUAAAAUUGUUUUGAGUAAAGCAUUUGUAGAUAAUGAUGAUAGUGAUGCUUCUGUGAAUUCUACACCAACUAAAGAGAAUAAACCACGUGCUAAAAAAAUUAAGUCUGAAAGCAUAGUAUUGGAUGAUAAGAGUAAUAAGGAACAUUUAUCACCUGUUAGCAAACCACUUGCAUUGAAUGACGUUGAUACUGAGGUAAAGAAAAAGAAAUCUGACAAAGCUGAAAAGCCAAAGAAAACAAAAGAUAAAGAAAAAGAAAAGGUAAAUACUUCUCAGGGCAGUGCAAAGGAAAAGAAGAAGAAUAAAGUUCCUCCCGUCAUGCAUAUUACAGCAAAUGCUGAACCACAAGUCAUAGAUAACACUGAGAGGGAACUGAAAGAAGAAGUCUUUAAAGCAUGCAAAGAACAAAUGAGGCCAGUAAAGAAAUAUUUAAUGGCACUUGAUUUUAAAGAUGAACCAUUGUCAGCAGAAGAUAAGACCAAACUAUUUUCGCAAUAUUUAUUAAAGAUUGGAAGGAAAAUAUCCGAGAUUCUCAAAGGAUAUCAGGAUCCGGUUAAAGUAAAAGAAUGGCGAAGCAACUUAUGGAUAUUUGUAUCUCAUUUUACUGAACAAGAUGCAAAACAGCUGUAUAAAAUUUAUCGCCAAGCAUUGAGAGAUUUAGAGCUUGUUCGUUCUCCUGCAUCGUCUAUGGACGCAAAGAAAGGAAAUGAAAAGAUGGAAAAUAAAUCAACUCGUGAUACCAGUCCCAAGCAAGGACCUGAUAAACACGGUAGUAAACAUCGACCACCAAACCAUUCAAUGAAGAGACAUGCUGAUGAAGAUUCAAGUAAAAAAAGUGAUAGACCAAUGAAAAAGAAAUACAGUGAUAAUUCUAAUGAUAGAAAAAUGUCUGAAAGACGAGACAGCUUCAGUGAUUCUCGGAGUUCAGACAAAGGUAUAUUACCUCAAAAAAGUCCAUCCAACAGUUAUUCCACACCUCAUCAUGGCUAUUCUAAUCACAGGGACAAUUCAAAGAUGAAGAUGGAUAGAUGGAAUAAUUCUCCUCAUCCAGGGAACUGGCCUAAAGAUAGAUAUUCCAGUGAUUAUAACAAAAGGGAUCACUACCGAAGCUAUCCUAGGGAUGAAGGAAACAGUUUUCGAGGUAAACCUCACAACAGAGAUUACCCAUAUCCUCAAGACAGACAUAAUAACAGGUAUCAUUCCGGUGGAAAUCAUGGAGGAUUUUCUCAUUACAAUAUGCAUCAAUCAUCAUAUGGUGCGUCAACACAACCACCACCUGCUCAUUCUGGUUAUAGUUAUGGGGCAAGACCACCCAUACAUUCACCUUCUUCCAUGGGCUCUCAACCUCCUCCCCCACCUGGUGUUGGAGAACAUCAUGGGGAUUCAUAUAGCUCAUAUCAAGGUCAUGCAGAUUCCUGGCGAAGAAGAGAUGAGCAUCGCAAAGAUCAUAGUUCUAGAGAUUAUAAAAUAAAAAACCAGCCCUAGUCCUAAAAUAUUUGUGUACAUAAUUCAUAUUUCUUGAUUUGACUUUGAAAUCAAACAAAACUGUAAAAAAUUCAAGCAUUCAUUGAUGCAAAUGAAUUUGACCAUUAGAAUAUAUGAGAAUCAUUAAGGAUUAGCUCAUGAAGACUGUGAUGUGGCAACAAGCCGGGGACUGCUUUCAUCUGCUGUAAUUAUUUCAUUCCAAUGACUGAAACAUUCAUCUGUGUGUCAAUUCAGAAAUUUCACAUCAAACUGUACAUAGUAAAAUUAAUGUUAACCAGUUUUUGUAUGUGUUAUUUAUUAUAUAAAAUAAAAAAAAAACUUUUGUUAUUUUGUCUCUAUAUCAAAAUUAGUCCAUCUUUACAAAAUGUCUUGCCUAGUUUCAGAAAUUUUUGCAGUGAGGAAAUUACUUAACAUUACAAAUGAGUUCUUAAUCAUUUUUAUUCCAAUGCAUAAUAAGAUAAAGCAAUCAAUAAAUGCUUAUAUUUUUUUAUCCAUUCAUCUUCAAUUCUUAUUAUGCAUAAAAUUUACUUCAAAUGGAAUCCUAGAAUUAUGUCUUUUUAAAAUUGAAUCUAUAUAUGAGAAACUUGAUUAAGUUAUAUACUUUUUACUUUACAACUUAUAUAGUGUUAUAUUGAUAAUUUACAGUUAUUUUUAAAAUCAACACAUAGUAUAUCUAGUCUGAUUUCUUUGGUAGUGUACUCUAGCCUACGUUUCAGAGCUUAUAUAAAGAAUGGGGAAAGGGCGCAUAGAAUUCUAUUUUGAUGUAUGAGAUACAAUGUUAUAAUAAAAAGAUUUCCUAAGAA